Drosophila takahashii is the source of this 1039-nucleotide messenger RNA. Its product is annotated as C-type lectin domain family 4 member M-like. Gene Ontology annotation, molecular function: signaling receptor activity. The record is from RefSeq and is a predicted model, not a curated record. Lineage: Eukaryota; Metazoa; Arthropoda; Insecta; Diptera; Drosophilidae.
AGGAGAGACUUAGCCAGAUGGAGGAUCACCAAAAGGCAGUUGGGAGUCAAUUAGAAACUCAGAUCAACUUGGCAAAGGAUCAGAAAUCCCAUCUGGAAGCCUUAAAUAAAUCCAUACCAGAAAGGCUGAUCCAGAUGGAGGAACAGCUAACAUCAUUACAGAAAACGUUAACGUUAAUUCCAGAGGACUUCGAAAGCAGACUGGAAACGAUAGAAACAAAUACGAAGGAUAUUCUGAGCAAGAUGGAGAUUCAACAAGUCAAAAAAAUUUUGGACACUCUCAAAAAUCAACUAUUUACAAAGCAAUUAAUCGCAUUGCAAAAUCAACAGGCGGACAUCCAGAAGUCAUUGGGAUCACAACUGGAAACACAGAGCAAUCUGGAAAAGGAUCAGAGGUCCCUAAUGGAAACUAUAAAGAAUAUUAUCCCCAAACACUUUACGGAGAGACUGGCCAAGAUGGAAGAACAGCAAACAUCCUUCCAGGAAACAUUUAAGAAAAUUCCAGAGGACUUUGAGGGCAGUUUGCAAACGUUGGAAAAUAAUCAGAAGACUGUGCAGACUCAACAGGCCGCACUUGUGGACACUCUUUCCCAAAUUUAUGACAAAAUCUUCUGGCCAAAGUUUGAGCGAAUCGGCUCUAGACUCUUCUUUAUCGAUCGGGAAAAGGUGUACACUUGGGAAGGAGCCGUGAGCGCCUGCCGCGAAAUGGGUGGCUAUUUGGCAUCCAUUAAGGACCAAGAGGAACUGGACGCCAUAAAGGCGAAGCUGUAUGACAAGCACUACUGGUUGGGCAUCAACGAUCGGAACACAUGGAAUGAAUACAUUUCAGUGGCAUCCGGAAAGAAAGCUCAAUUUUUGAAGUGGAAAUGGGGGGAACCCAAUCACUCUGAAUUCGAAGAGCGCUGCGUCGAACUGUUCAAUGGCGAAAUGAACGAUGAUAGGUGUCACAAAGGGAAAUUUAUGAUUUGCCAAACUAACUUUGAUUUUUAGUUUUAAGAAAAUCGUAGUCAGUGCUAUUUUUUGUAGAAUUUAAACAAAUA